AUGGAGACACGCAGUAAUUGGCCAACAGGUGAAACGACUCAUCCUAAUACUACACGAAAUACCUACUCGAAAUGCGCUCUGAGCAGAGCACGGUUCGUUAUAAUUGGCGUGGUUAUAGGUGCUCUCAUUGCUGGCAUUGGUCUGGGGACAGUAGUAACAAUGUACGUCAGUGAUCAGUCAAAAACAAUCGCAAGCACAACGCAAACAACAAGUAGCUCUAUUACAAGUACAAGUUCAACAUCAAGUAGUACUAGUAGUACAAGUUCAACAUCAAGCAGUACUAGCAGUACCAGUUCUACAACAAGUAGUACAAGUUCAACGUCUGUUACCACCACAACGACAACGUCACCUAUACCCUACUCCUACAUAUUUUGGUCAUUUGACUCGAACUGCAAUGAUAUGUAUAAUGUAUACAACGGUGUUCCUAUGAACGGCGCAAGUUAUACGUCACCUGGUUAUACUGGUUAUGGCUCUGCGCUGUCACUUGAUGGAAGCAGCUCUCAGUAUGUUCUUGUGUCAAAUUAUAAAGAUAUGAGAUAUACAAGUUUCACUUGGGAAGUAUGGUCAUACCCGACGAACUUGACCAAUUUCGACAAUAUGAUGUUAGGUAUGUGCGAAACACCAAAUAAUAGUAGGUGUAUGCACUGGACAAUUCGAACUAAUCGAACUUAUUUUGGAUUCUAUGCCAAUGAUUGUCAGGGUUCAACAAUUCUUCAGACAAAUCGCUGGUAUCACAUUGCAUUUGUCUAUGAUUAUCCUACUCUCACACAGUAUAUAUAUCUCGAUGGGGUGCUUGAUGGCAUAAACAAUUCAUCAGCUCCAUUUCAAGGAGCAAAUGGAGUAAUGACGAUUGGGGCGCUGAAUACUACCAGUGGACCGCCAGCAUCGUUCUGGUCAGGCUAUAUUGAUCAAAUGUCAUAUGUAUCACGAGCAAAAACUGCAGCUGAAAUUCUCACUGAUGCCACUCUGGUAGCUUAUUAUUCGUUCGAUAAUGGAUCACUCCUUGAUUCAGGACCCAACAAAAUUAAUGGAACAGCUGUUGGUGCGAGUAGAACCGCGGGUCGUGUCAAUGACUCUCUUCUCUUUAAUACAUCUGGUGCGUAUUUCCAAGCAGGUGGGUUCACUCUUUUGGGCGUGGUUGGUCACGAAUAUUCUAUUUCACUCUGGGUGAACAAACUAUCAUCUGCCAGUGCAGGUGGAACAUUAGCUCAUGUCUCCGGAAGUUCGAAUGGAACAUUAUGGUGCAUAUCGAUGUUGGGUCUGACCACGUCCGAUGAGAUUAUUGGUGAAAGUUGGAAUAAUUCCAUAGUAGCUGUACAAGGUCCAGCUCUCGUAGCAGGUGUGUGGACACAUAUAGUGACAUCAUACAGCUUGACAAACGGCGUUCGUCUUUGGAUAAAUGGAAGUUUGAUUGGCUCGUCGCCACAAUUCACUUACGCAGCGUCGAACUUAGCUAACUGGAUAACAAUAGGAACGACAUUUUCCGAUGCAGUACAGUGUGCGCAUGGCAAUGUCUCGAUCGGACAGUUCUAUGGUAUGAUCGAUGAGAUGAAGGUUUAUUCACGAGAACUUACAAGUAGCGAUGUUUAUCAAUUGGCUAAUCCUUAA
Messenger RNA from Adineta ricciae, 1608 nucleotides. Lineage: Eukaryota; Metazoa; Rotifera; Eurotatoria; Adinetida; Adinetidae. The record is from the annotation of a GenBank genome assembly.